AUGGCCCCGCCUCGGACCGCGUCGUCAGAGGGCGUUAUGCUGAUCCCAGCCAUUUCCAAGAACAGCACGACUGGCUACAAGAACGUGGCCUACGACCGCAGCAAAAUGAAGUUCCAGGCGAAGGUGAAGGCUGGCGGCCAGCAUGUCCGCCUCGGCUACUUCGACACCGCCGAAGAGGCGGCCACCGCCUACGCUCAGUCAGAGUACGGCCGCGCCGACGCCGCCAAGCUGCUGCAGCCCCGCCCCGCUCCCACUCCCGCUGGCGCCGAGGCGAUACGGCAGGCGGAGAGGGAGGGCCUCACCCUCACCGCCAGUAGCAGCAGCAACACCGGCUACAAAGGCGUCUGCUACCGCCCGAAGCAGAAAGGCAGCCAGAAGUACCAGCUGAAUGUGAGGGUUGGAGGCAAGAUGGUCAAUCUCGGCUACUUCGCCACCGCCGAGGAGGCGGCGCUCUUCUACGCCCGCAGGGAGGCGGGCAUGGACACGCUCGCCCGCGAUCUCUCUGCGCCGCCGCUGCCGCCGUCCUCAACCUCUGCGGAGCUGCCAGUGUACGAGCUCAGCAUUCUGACGCCUGAGCAAAUGGCCGCCAACCCGACAUAUAGUCCAUCGUCCAAUUUGGACUAUAGUCGAGCGCGUCGGAGAGGCGGCCGCCGGAUGACGCAGCUGCGCUUUGAUGGCGAGCUCAUGAACGGCCUGCGUUCCUGCUCGAAGACCCGUCUUAGGCCCGUCUGGUCAGCGCCGCUGUCGCCGCGCAGAGAUCGGCGCGAGCAGUCGCUCGAGGUGCUCUACUGGCUGGCGGUGCUCAAGGGGCAGGCGCACACGCUGGCCGAGGACACGGUCGUCAACACACCGACACCAUCCCCGCGGGCUAUCUCGUGGUCAAGGCGCAGUGGCUUCAGGCUCGAGCAACGCGAGUGCGAGGGCAAGCUUCGCUCCUACACGCUGCUCGAGGCCGAGACGCUCAUCAUCGUGAAUCACAUGCUGAGGAGCGCGCGCGAGAAGCUCUAUAUUGGCCUACAGACGCAUUACUCGCUCGAGGGCGUGCUGCAGUGA
This is a messenger RNA of Emiliania huxleyi CCMP1516, 1053 nucleotides long. RefSeq lists its product as hypothetical. Gene Ontology annotation, molecular function: DNA binding; DNA-binding transcription factor activity. Bases 1 to 1053 code for a protein of 350 amino acids. Gene Ontology annotation, biological process: regulation of DNA-templated transcription. The record is from RefSeq and is a predicted model, not a curated record. The transcript is spliced from 5 exons. NCBI's taxonomy places the organism in Eukaryota, Haptophyta, Isochrysidales, Noelaerhabdaceae.